This is a messenger RNA of Ambispora leptoticha, 1491 nucleotides long. Lineage: Eukaryota; Fungi; Glomeromycota; Glomeromycetes; Archaeosporales; Ambisporaceae. The record is from the annotation of a GenBank genome assembly.
AUGUCUGAUAUCCAUAAGUGUACUUGGUCUGUUCCACAUAAACAUCAGAAGUCUCUUCCAGAACCUCCAAUUCUUGAUACGAUUCUUGAUCACAUUGGUAACACACCAUUAGUGAGAAUCAACAAUAUUACCAAGUCGGAAGGGAUAGAAUGCGAAAUUCUGGCGAAAUGUGAGUUCUUUAAUGCGGGAGGAUCCGUAAAAGAUCGGAUUGGUAAGCGUAUGAUCGAGGAAGCCGAAAGAGAGGGACGUAUUAAACCAGGGUAUACCAUUAUUGAGCCAACUUCGGGAAAUACCGGUAUUGGUCUUGCAUUGGCUGCUGCUAUCAAAGGGUAUCGGACCAUUAUUACCUUACCCGAAAAGAUGAGUCAAGAAAAGGUGGAUGUUCUCAAAGCAUUAGGCGCAGAAAUUGUCCGUACACCAACAGAAGCUGCAUGGGAUGCUCCCGAAUCUCAUAUCGGGGUUGCCAAACGAUUAAACGAGGAAAUUCCAAACUCCGUGAUUCUUAACCAAUACAACAACCCUUAUAACCCAAUUGCACAUUACGAUCACACCGCAGAGGAAAUUUUGAAUGCGUGCGACGGGAAAAUCGAUGUUCUUGUUGCCGGGGCUGGUACUGGUGGCACGAUCUCGGGUAUAGCUAGAAAAUUGAAGGAACGAGUCCCUAAUGUGAAAAUUGUCGGCGUGGAUCCGGUUGGGUCGUUAUUAGCUGAUCCUGAAAAUCCGAACCAAGAAAUUGUUUCAUAUAAAGUUGAAGGCAUAGGAUAUGAUUUUGUUCCCGAUACGCUUGAUAGAUCGAGUGUUGAUCAAUGGAUUAAAACUGUCGACAAAGAUUCCUUUAUUAUGGCAAGACGUCUUAUUCGUGAAGAAGGUUUGCUAUGUGGAGGCUCAUCAGGCUCAGCAAUGUGGGCUGCUCUUCAAGUUGCCAAAACAUUAAAAAAGGGCCAACGAAUAGUUGUCAUAAUGCCUGACAAUGUGCGUAACUAUAUGACAAAGUUUUUGAACGACAAUUGGAUGAAAGAAAACGGUUUUUUGGACGAAGCCACCAAAAAAGAACAAAAAACAAAAGUAGAACAAUGGGGUGGUGCAACAAUAAAAGACUUAAAUCUGAAACUGGCGAUAACAAUCAAUUCACAAUCUGCGUGCCGUGAAGCAAUCAGCAUUCUUGAAAAGAAUGGGUUUGACCAAUUGCCGGUGAUUGACGAGGGACCUAAAAAUAAACUCGUGGGCUUGGUCACGCUCGGAAACCUAUUAUCGCGAAUAUCGACCGGUCGUGCGACUUCUCAAUCACCGGUCUCUGCUGUAAUGUUCAAAUUUAACAAAAGUAAACAUCAUUUUGAAGAAAUUACAGUCGAUACACCGCUUUCAAAGUUGACUACUUUCUUUGAGCAUAAUAGUUCUGCAAUAGUGACUGAACGUGAUAAUGAUGGUGUGCUUGUUCCGAAACACGUUGUCACUAAAGUGGAUUUGCUGUCAUAUUUGAUUCGGAAAUAG